UAAUUUAAUUAUUAUUACCUUGGAUGAAGGAUUAUUUACAUAUUAGAGGUAUUUUAAAACAAAGAGUUAAAAGGUACCCUAGAUCUAGCCUAGCUAGAUAUUAAAUCAAAGUGUACCUUGGUACCAUCGAUAUUUAAUAACGAUGUGUUAUUAAAAUACAGUAUUAUAUUUUGUCCUAUGAGGUUUUUCCUGUCAGUGAUUUUGUUCUAUAGCUAUGUUUAGCUCUAGAUAUUUUAAACAUUUAUUCAGAAAGCGUACAGUAUUUUCUAGACAUAAAAGUAGCCUAGGUUUAUGGGAUCAGGACUUAACCACGGUUAUUAAACUUGAAGUAGAAAAACAUUGGGCCAAGGAAGUUUUAUGUAACAAGAACUUGGUUAAAAAUGAAAAUAAAGAUCCAUAUUAUGUGCUGCCUAUGUUUCCUUAUCCAUCAGGAAAUUUACACAUGGGUCAUGUCAGAGUGUAUUCAAUAUCAGACACAAUAGCCAGAUUUCAAGCACUUGAUGGUAAAAAUGUAAUUCAUCCAAUUGGGUGGGAUUCUUUUGGAUUACCCGCUGAAAAUGCAGCCAUUGAGCGAAACGUUUUACCCCACAUUUGGACUGAUAGCAACAUUUCAGCUAUGAAAGAGCAACUUGUGCAGUUAGGAUUAAACUUUGACUGGAAUAGAGAAAUUAGUACAUGUAAUCCAAACUAUUAUAAAUGGACCCAAUAUAUAUUUUUGAAGUUAUUUGAAAAUGGACUGGCUUAUCAAUGUAAGGCAAAAGUGAACUGGGAUCCUAUUGAUGAAACCGUUUUAGCAGAUGAACAAGUCGAUGACAGUGGCUGUUCUUGGAGAUCUGGUGCCAAAGUUGAAGAAAAGGUUUUAACACAGUGGUUUAUAAAAACAACAAAAUAUGCAAAGCUAUUGUAUGAUGGUCUAGACAGUAAAAGUUUAGAAAACUGGAAAGACAUUAUUAACUUACAAAAACAUUGGUUAGGAGAAUGCAAUGGUGUUGUAGUGAAUUUUCAUAUUAAUGUCAGAAACAGACUAAGAAAGUUUGAUGUUUGGUCUUCAGAUCCAUACAAGUUUAUACAUGGUCAGUACCUAGCAAUGAGCAAAGAUAAUGUAUUGAUAAAAGACAUGACGUUAGUUGAAAUACAGAAGCUUAAAUGCUAUAAUCCAAUUACUAAAACAGAUAUGUCAAUUUAUUUAACAGACAGUAUAAAUUAUCCAGAAGGUCGGGAUGUCUAUAUUGCUUGUCCCUCUGUUGAUUCAGAAGAUUACCAGUUAUCUUUGACCUUAAAUAUUCCAAUUGUAAACAAAAAUAAAAUUAUAGACAUACAAUCUGAAAAUAAAAGAGCAAUUGAUAUAGCACAAAAACAUAACAGUGGAGGGUACUUUGUGAGUUCAAAGCUUAAGGACUGGCUUAUAUCAAGACAAAGAUUUUGGGGUACACCAAUACCUAUUAUACACUGUCCAAACUGUGGGAUAGUACCAGUACCUUAUGAGGAUCUACCUGUGGUUCUUCCUGAAAUUAGUGCACAGGAAACAAAAAUUUCAACACUAUCAAGUUUUAAAUCUUGGCUAAUUUGUAAGUGCCCUAAGUGCUUUAGUAAUGCAACUAGAGAAUCUGAUACCAUGGACACAUUCGUUGACUCCUCGUGGUACUAUUAUCGUUUCCUGGAUCCUAAUAAUGAUAAGAAACCUUUUGACAAGGAAAAAUUAAUUGGGGUAACUCCAGUGAAUUGUUAUAUUGGAGGUAAAGAACAUGCAGUAUUGCAUUUAUAUUACACUCGAUUCAUGAGCUAUUUUUUACAUUCGUUAGGAUUAACACCAACACAGGAACCUUUCAAAAAACUAUUAGUACAGGGAAUGAUUAUGGGACAGUCAUAUAAGACCAAGAACACUGGAAAAUAUCUACCUCCUGAAGAUGUAGAAAUGGUUGGGAAAGAAUAUAAAGAGAGAAACACUGGGGAACCAGUUGUUGUACAGUGGGAAAAAAUGAGUAAGUCAAAAUAUAAUGGAGAAAAUCCACAGCGCUUGUUGUCAACCUAUGGAUGUGAUACAACAAGACUAUUGAUUCUUGCUGAUGUUCCACCUGCUACAAGUAGACGAUGGUCUGAUGCCACAUUGCCUGGAGUCUUAAACUUCCAACAUAGGUUAUGGAUUACAAUCAGGGAGUUUUUAAUGCAUAAGCAAAACAAGAAAUCAUUUGCUUAUAAUGAAUCGUCUGAUAAAGAAUUACAAGAAUAUGAAAAUAAGUUAUGGGAUUCAAGAAAUUACUUAAUUGCAACUGCUACCUAUCAUUUUAAAUACACUCACAAACUGAGUGUAGGAAUUUCUCGACUCCAGAGUUUAACAAAUGUUUUGAGGAACAAUGUACCGCCGCAAAUAAUAGCGAAAAGCAAAGAAUAUGAGCAAUCGCUGGCUUCUUUGAUAAUUAUGCUCUCUAUAAUAACUCCACACUUCUGCUGUGAGUUAUGGGCUGGUAUGCGAUCCGCACCUAAUAGAAUAUGCGAUUUAUCUGAUGGAAUAGACUGGAAUCAAGAGGUUCUCCAACAAAGAUGGCCAGUCGUAAAUGAAAAUUAUCCAUUGUCUUUUCAAUGUAAAGUUGAUGGAGCUGAUAGGUGUGACUUGAAAAUAGAAGCUAUUAAGUUAAAAAGUUUAGAUUUAGAACAAGCUUUAGACCUAAUGGUUAGAGAGAAAGCAGUUGCAGAAAGAAUAAAACAUGGAAUUAAAAAAACCAAAUAUGAACUGUAUCCAGAUUGUCGUGCAAUAUUACAUAUCUACACAAACAGACAAGCAAAGAGCAAACUAAAAUCUGAGUUAUAUUCGCAAGUUUAGGUUUUGCCUCUGAAAUCAAUUUUCACUUAGUUACAUACUUGGCUACUUUAGAAUUAAAUUAAUUAAAAGGUAGUUUUCACUAAAUUUUUUUCAAUAUUCAUCCAGCAUGCAAGACAGCAAGAAAUUAAUUGUAGUAUCGACUAAUUUGUGAGAAUAGUCGAUACUAGAAUUAAUUUCUUAAACUGGACCCUUUCAAGUAAAGAUUUUUAUAUAAACCUGUGAGGAUGAUACUGCUAUUGUCGCAAUUAAAAUACCAUAAGCCUACGUUGUAUUCGUUUACAAAUUGCGAAAAACCAAAUUAAAUUUGAAUUUCGCGGGCAGGCCCGUCUCAUGCCCCUUAAGCAGCAUUAGACUAUUCGAUCUAACCUUCGUUUAAAAUUUAUCGGAAUCGAAGGUGCAAAUACAAUCGGAAGUUCCGAAUUACUUUCGGAAUCGGAAUCGAACCUCCGUAACAUUAGUCCUAAUCUAUAAAGAUACCUAUUGAUCCGUAAAUGUUGAAGAAAAAAUACAAGU
Maniola jurtina (meadow brown) is the source of this 3334-nucleotide messenger RNA. RefSeq names its product probable leucine--tRNA ligase, mitochondrial (gene LeuRS-m). Gene Ontology annotation, molecular function: ATP binding; leucine-tRNA ligase activity; aminoacyl-tRNA deacylase activity. The record is from RefSeq and is a predicted model, not a curated record. The transcript is spliced from 6 exons. Lineage: Eukaryota; Metazoa; Arthropoda; Insecta; Lepidoptera; Nymphalidae. Gene Ontology annotation, cellular component: mitochondrion. Gene Ontology annotation, biological process: mitochondrial translation; leucyl-tRNA aminoacylation. Bases 215 to 2821 code for a protein of 868 amino acids.